Messenger RNA from Actinia tenebrosa (Australian red waratah sea anemone), 2300 nucleotides. RefSeq names its product galanin receptor type 1. Lineage: Eukaryota; Metazoa; Cnidaria; Anthozoa; Actiniaria; Actiniidae. Gene Ontology annotation, biological process: G protein-coupled receptor signaling pathway. Gene Ontology annotation, molecular function: G protein-coupled receptor activity. The record is from RefSeq and is a predicted model, not a curated record. Gene Ontology annotation, cellular component: plasma membrane.
AGGGCCUGUGUUAGCAACCGAGCAUAUUUAUAUAUAGUUCAGUUAUUCAUCUUCGUUGUGAGCAGUCCUUUAGGAUUAUUAUUUUCUCUUAUCACAAGAGAAUUCGCGUAUUUUAGAGUUGAAAUGGUUUGUUUAAUGCACAAAUUAUGAAAAACAUUACUCCAUGAAACGUGGACGGAUUUGAAUGUUUUUGAUGCCUAUUACUAUUGGAUAAAUAUAUAGACAGCUACCACGAUUCUCAAGAUUCAGGGCUCAGUUCUGACGUAAAGACCCGUUUCUUGCUGUAUUCUUCGUAAUUUGGAAAAAAGAGAUCACAGAUAAGUCGAAAAUCGCAAACAUCUAAAGUUCUAAAAUUCAGCUUGGUCGAGUAGGUGGCCAUCUUUGAAGCAACAAGAAAAUGGCUAUCUACUAUGUAGAUUAAUACCGAAGCUCCAUCAGUAACCCGCAAAGUUCGAUGAAUUCCUCUUCUAACAACGUUACAACUAACAUGACGGCUCCUCGGUGCAUUCAGACCUUUGACACCACAACGCAAGUCGUCCUAACCAUAGGGUAUGCCAUCAUCUUCCCCGUAGCGCUCCUUGGCAACUCCCUGGUUCUGUUCGUAGUAUACCGACAUCAAAGUCUACGAAAUGCUCUCAACUACUUGAUAGUCAACAUGGCCAUUGCAGAUCUGCUCGUCACGAUUUUCACAAUGCCUUACUCUAUGGCUUACUUGUUCAUAAAGAAUCUCUGGUUCGAAGGGGUGUUCGGUGAUGUCCUCUGUCGAACGGUUCACUUCUCCCUGGCUGCGUCCAUCGGCGCUUCCAUCUUCACUCUAAUUACCAUGACUUUAGAUAGAUUCAUAUCRAUCGUCUAUGUUUGGGAAAAAACACUAACUCUUGGAUCCUCGAAGCUUGUUUUAGUUCUAAUUUGGGUGCUUUCUUUUGGAAUGUUCGGUUUUUACUUACGGCUAUAUAGGGUCGAUUAUAUUUAUGGGGGGUUCCGAUGCUACCCAAAAUUUUCGGAUUUCCUUCCGCAGGAGUUUCCAGUGAUUUUUGCCAUUUGCUUGUUCGUCUUCCUCUAUGCAAUCCCUCUUCUCUUAAUGGGGAUUCUUUACUCCAUUAUUUGUCACAAAUUACACAAACAGAAAAUGGAAGGAGGUGACCAGCAGAUUGAGAAGAAGAAGAAACGAGUGGUCCAAAUGUUGAUUACAGUAACGAUCUCAUUUGCCAUCUGUUGGUUGCCACUACACAUCCUUCACUAUUACAUCUACUUCGACAUCAAGACCUAUCAGUGUCUACACACCUUCUUGAUCUUGGGAGGCUUCUGGCUGGGGCAUGCUAACAGUGCAGUGAAUCCAUGCCUCUAUGUUAUCUUUAACAAAACAUUUCGUAGAGCAUUCCUCAAGGCUUUGCAUUUGAGCAGUUUCGACAGUCUGAACUCACAAGGCACGUACCUAACAACCCAGGGAUCGAGGAGGGUCAAACGUCUAACGUUCAAAGAAGAAMAAGAAGAGGACACGUUCGCAAGACAGAUGUCGCAGAGGUUUCGGGUUUCGUUCGCGAAAGCAUACGCAAAGAUACGAACUGCUAGCUGCGAUGAAGAUGCUGGUGGGAUCGACAAGAGAAAGAGUUUGGUGGUUGUAUCUGAGAGAAUGACUAGUCUUUAAAGCGAUGGCUGACGGCAUUAUUCCCAUAAUAGGAAAAGCCUUAUGCUGGAGGAUUAAACAGAAGAUGCAAAGCAUCUAUCAAAUGAGGACGUAGUUAAUUCAAACCAUAGCACAAGACUGUGCAAUGUAAAGCAGUGUAGAAUUGGCGGCACGACCAAUUAUAUCAACCUAAAAACGUUGCAAAAAGUAUUUAGAGGGUCUAGACAUAACUAUCAUCGUAAAAGCUUAUGUUCAAUAUAUUAAAUUUGUUUUCGAAGAACAUCUCCAGAGGUCGUUUGGUAUUCACACAAGCUCAACCCAAAUGGAGGCCGCCCUUCGCUGAUGUUGAGCAAAAUGGCAGGAAAGCGCCUCUUUUGGAAUAAACUCCUCUGAUAUCAUCAAUUCUAAGUCAUAAUCUCCACCAAAACGAAGGCCUAUGGUCUACAAUGAGACGCAGCCUUAUAUGACCCUUUUUGCUAAUGCUCAACAAACAAUUGGGAAACGACGUUGAAGUCAAUCGUUCAAGUUUCAACUCUCCCUGGUACGGACACCGAAGGAAAGGAGCCAAGUGUCAUAGGUAUAUGCAUAACUAAAUCUAGUCAGUGUAGCUAGGACCAAAGAAAGUGUCCGUAAUAGAGAGGUCUGUCUAUAAGUAAAUAAGUGCACCCAGGAC